Molecule: messenger RNA, 1590 nt
Organism: Nicotiana tabacum (common tobacco)
Lineage: Eukaryota; Viridiplantae; Streptophyta; Magnoliopsida; Solanales; Solanaceae
Product: putative calcium-binding protein CML18
Molecular function (GO): calcium ion binding
Source: RefSeq, a predicted model, not a curated record
CUACACAAGAAAAUAUUAAAGGACUCGCUCAAAAAAAGGAAAAAAAAAUGUCCUGAACAUUCUUCUUUGUUAUACAAAUCAUGAUGUUAUAAUUAUUUUUGUAGAUAUUCGUUUCACCAGUAGACGGUAUAAUUAACUUUCUUACAUAGAAGAAACAAUAUAAGAAGUGUCUUCACGGGGACAAAUGAGAAUAAUCAUCUCCAAUUCAACUUGGGACUCGCAUUUCUUCUUUCAAUCUCGAUCCUACAAAUCGGUAGUAUAGCUUUUCCUUGUAAUUCGGAUGAUCUAUCGAAUUUGGUGGAUCCAUUACCAAGUCCUAGAAGAAAAAGUUAUACGAAAGUGACACAAAGAUCAGCUAUAGAGUAGUCAAUAAGUCAGUAGCCAACACAAUAGAAGAGGACGGCACGAAUAGCAAAAAACAAGAAGAACCAAUUUUUUGAAUCUGCUGCCGAAAAUUCCCAAAUCCCAUUUUUGAAGGAGAAAACGAAAAGGGUAUCCAUUGAUAUUGAUUUUCAAGUAUAACUCAAAUCUCCAGAUCAAGAAUCGUACAGUGCAUAUCAACUGUUUGAUUUAUUGCCUCUGAGAGAAAUAUGAGCAAUAAAGGACCUGUGAAGUUAGAUGAUGAGCAGUUGGCUGAACUGCGAGAAAUAUUUCGGUCAUUCGACAGAAACGAUGAUGGGAGUCUGACCCAACUCGAGCUUGGCGCGCUAUUGAGGUCACUUGGUUUAAAGCCAAGUGCUGAUCAGCUCGACACAUUGAUCCAAAAGGCCGAUAAAAAUGACAAUGGCCUUAUUGAAUUCUCAGAGUUUGUUUCACUUGUUGCACCGGAGCUUCUUCCUGCAAAGUCCCCUUACACGGAGGAGCAGUUGAAACAGCUUUUUAAGAUGUUUGAUAGGGAUGGAAAUGGGUAUAUAACGGCCGCUGAGUUGGCUCAUUCCAUGGCUAAGCUUGGACAUGCUUUGACCGCAGAAGAGCUUACUGGUAUGAUCAGAGAAGCUGAUACGGAUGGGGAUGGCAGGAUCAGUUUUCAGGAAUUCACUCAGGCGAUUACUUCGGCUGCUUUUGAUAACUCAUGGGCUUGAUAUGCGAAGCUCCUUAGCAGGCCCCUUAGCAAAGUAGAAAUGGGUGUGUUGACCAUGAAGAAGAAGAGGAUUUUCAGAUGCAGAGUUGGUUCCUUUGUGCGUCCAUCUUAAUGCACUGCUUCUAUCCGUGUUGAUGCAACAUCCUAGUUUAGCAUCCGAUAGAAUUUUUCUUUGCAUGAGAGAGGCUUUCUCUCAUUAUCAUGCGUUUUCCUCUAUUGCUUUCUUAGACUGAAUAAUGUUUGAGUGAUAAGUUUCCUCUUCUUCCCUUAAGAGUAGAUUACUGGAUUUGAAGAUCUGUCAUCUACUUCACAGGUAAAAGUAGAAUGCUAUUGUGGAUCUUGAUUUUCGGAACUUGUUAAUGUUUCUCAUUAGGAAAGAACGUGGAACCUAGCUAAUAUGUGGAUUGUUAUGCUUAUGGUUUGUUAGUUCUGCUGCAAUACUGUUAGCAUUUUAUUGUGACCAUCAUGCAUUAAAAUCAGGAUUCAUUUGGCUCUGGGUGUAAUAUUAA